AUGACGAGUAUCUACACUGCAGACAUUAGAAACCAUCGUCGUGCACCUCCUCCGCCUACUCAGGCGUCGGCUAACGAUUUGGCGGCAGGUGGUCUGACGCAGUUCAACGGCUCUCACGUAGCAUCGAAUAGUAAUGGAAGCUCGGGGUCCAAUAAGAGUAUCCAAUUGAACAUCAACUCGAAGAAGCGCCAGUUUGGCUGGGUUCAUCUCAAGGAUGAUGGAAUAUUUACUUCAUUUCGUUGGAAUAGACGGUUCAUGGUGAUCAACGACAAGACGCUCAAUUUCUACAAGAAUGAACCUCCGGCGCCAUCUAACCUGUACUCGGCUGAUCAGGCUACUAUGGCAUCAAAUACGCCAGAUAUGUCAUUUCCCUUGAAUUUGGUGAGUGCCAUAAACUUGAAACCAAACUCGGGUUAUAGCAAAACGUCUCACACGUUUGAAAUUGUGCCCAAGAACAAUGGACGGUCGAUGUUUAUUUCGGUCAAAUCUAACAACGACUAUAUGGAUUGGCUUGAUGCAUUCACCACUAAAUGUCCUCUUAUCAACAUCGGCAAUGCAAACGCAACAAACAUGUUGAGCGGCAACGCGGGUGUUUCAAACCCUAUCAAUUUCACUCACAAGGUUCAUGUUGGGUUCGAUCCAGCAAGUGGUAACUUCACCGGACUUCCUGAUACAUGGAAAAACUUGUUACAACAUUCCAAAAUUACCAACGAAGAUUGGAAGAAAGACCCGGUUGCAGUUAUCGAGGUGUUGGAAUUCUACUCUGACAUCAAUGGCGGAAACUCCUCCACGUCCACCCCCGUUGGUCUGCCAGCGGUCAACAAUAUGGCCAACGAACUGAAAAUGAACGCUAACUUGCAAGAGUGGACAAAGCAUCCCACUAAAAAUCAACAUGAACAUCAGUUCAAUCCUACGAGGGCCGCCCCAAGACCACCACCCUCGACCACCCAGAAGUCGAGCUCAAAUAUAUCUCCUUUGAAUAAUUUGUUGAACAACUCGCAUCUGGCCGCUAACACACAGGUAACUGGCGAUUUGGUACCUGCAAGAAGGGCUCCACCUCCACCCCUGGCAAAUAAUGAAUCCACCCAUGCUCCAACCCAGCGUCUGAAACCAUUUAAUUCAAAUCAGCCUACUGGAUUAGGCUUAUCAUCGGCGAACACCACCACCAUCCCCAAACAAAGUCCUCCUUCAUUGCCCAAGCAUCAAACAGUAGACUCAAAGCCUGCUCAAUUACCUUACCCCAAAAAAUACCCAGAAAAUGAUGAUGGUCAUGAAUAUGUUAAGCCCUUUGCAACAACGAGCAAGUUACAAUUGGGUACGCGCAAUGAAGAGCCGAAGGAAAUCAAGAAACCUGUGGCUCAAGAUGCCAUUAAGCCGUUACGUAUUGCACCAAAGGCUCAACAAGCUACCAGCGGCAAAACGUCGUCGCCAGCCAUUGGCCCUGCGCCUGUGAAAACAGCUAAACAGCUCAAACGUGAAAGAGAAAAACUUAACGAGAUGCAAAUUAUUGCCAAGCUUAAGACUGUUGUCAACAACAAUGACCCUACCCCAUUAUUUAAAAUCAUAGAGAAGGCUGGUCAAGGUGCAUCCGGAGCAGUCUACUUGGCUGAAUCUUUGGCCAAAGGUGGAAGUAAAGUUGCGAUCAAGCAAAUGGACUUGAACCUUCAACCAAGAAAAGAACUCAUCAUAAAUGAGAUCUUAGUCAUGAAGGAUUCCCAACAUAAAAACAUUGUGAAUUUCUUAGAUUCUUACUUACGCGGAACAUCCGACUUAUGGGUGAUUAUGGAGUACAUGGAAGGUGGAUCGCUAACUGAAGUCAUCGAAAAUAACGAUUGUCGCUUAUCAGAAAAGCAAAUCUCCAUUAUAUGUUUCGAGACAUUGAAAGGUCUACAACAUUUGCACAAAAAGCACAUUAUUCACAGGGAUAUUAAGUCGGACAAUGUAUUGUUGGAUGCCAAAGGUAAUGUCAAAAUUACAGAUUUUGGUUUCUGUGCCAAAUUGACGGAUCAGAGGAAUAAGCGUGCAACAAUGGUAGGCACUCCGUACUGGAUGGCGCCAGAGGUUGUCAAGCAGAAAGAAUACGAUGAAAAAGUUGACGUAUGGUCUCUUGGUAUCAUGACGAUUGAGAUGAUUGAGGGAGAACCUCCAUACUUGAACGAAGAGCCUUUGAAAGCUUUGUACUUGAUUGCUACCAAUGGUACGCCCAAGUUAAAGAAGCCUGAGCUUCUUUCCAACUCGAUCAAGAAGUUUUUGUCAAUUUGUUUGUGCGUUGAUGUUAAAUACAGAGCGCUGACGGACGAGUUGAUUCAGCAUUCGUUUAUUCAACACAAAGCAGGCAAAGUCGACGAACUUGCACCAUUGCUCGAAUGGAAGAGGAAUAUCUCUCGCGAAUGA
Molecule: messenger RNA, 2394 nt
Organism: Meyerozyma guilliermondii ATCC 6260
Lineage: Eukaryota; Fungi; Ascomycota; Pichiomycetes; Serinales; Debaryomycetaceae
Gene: CLA4
Product: serine/threonine protein kinase
Exons: 1
Coding region: 1-2394 (797 amino acids)
Biological process (GO): intracellular signal transduction; protein phosphorylation; regulation of MAPK cascade
Cellular component (GO): cytoplasm
Molecular function (GO): protein serine/threonine kinase activity; ATP binding
Source: RefSeq, a predicted model, not a curated record